UCCAAAUUAUCAUGCGAACCCUAAAACACCACACCCACGGCCACAGACUGCAUCAACUCUCCACUGGACGCUUCCCUCUCCAAUCUCAGACACGCACACCACCACUCUCAAGCACCGCCCGACCCGGCUUCUUCUCAAAAUUCUAAGAUUGUUUAUUUGCAGAGAUGAGAAUGAUAGCUCAGGUUUCGUUGCGUUGCAUUAGGGAUGGAUUCUUGAGUAGCGGGCGAUUUCAGGCUCCUCAUCUUAUCAAAUCCCUCUCUACAAAUGCUCCUUCAGAUAAUUGGAUUGGAGACAAUCAAAGCUCCAAUUCUUUUGAGUCUGCUGAUGGCUUUGAGCAACGAAUAUUUGGUGGCAUUGAUGGGGGUAAUUCACAUUCAGAAUCCUUUUUCCAAAAGCUUGAUAGACUGGCAAAGGCGCGCAAUGGACCUGGUUCAAGGCUGAAUGAACGAAAUAGUUCUGAUGAUUUAGAUUCGAGUUUUAACACAUUAAAAGAUGGAAUGGAUGAAAAGUUACAGGAAGCAGCUGGAUAUAUAGAUGUUGAUAUUGAUGAUAUAGAUGAGUAUAGGCCAGAUGCACACUUUGAAGAUGGAGAUACUUAUGACAUUAAGGAUUUGGAUCUCACGAAGCCAUUUGCACGUAGAGAAAGACGGGAUGAAUUUUGUGUAACUACUGCGGAAGUUCUGAGUAAAGCUGAUUUUCGGAAUGUUAGAUUCCUUGCAAACUUCAUAACAGAUGCUGGAAUUAUUAUUAAGAGGAGACAGACUGGCAUAAGUGCCAAAGCCCAGAGAAAGGUUGCAAGGGAGAUCAAAACAGCUCGAGCUUUUGGUCUGAUGCCUUUCACAACAAUGGGGACAAAAUCAUUUGUUUUCGGCACUACUAUGCAGAGUCAAGAUGAGGAUUUUCAAUAUCGGUCUUAUGAUCACUCAGUUGAUGAAAAAGAUCAUGACGAAGCUUAGAAGUUGUGCCAUCUCUUCAGCCCAUGUUCUUCACUCCCUUUCUUUUGGCCCAGUUAGGUGCAAUAAUAACUACUAGUAUCGGGUUUUGAUAAAUUUAUUGAGGGACUUUUGGAAAAGUUAUGCCACAAUUUGAAUGUUGUAGUGUGCUGGAUAGAAAAUAAUAUAUAACUAGUUCCUUUACCUGUGCCACAUUGCAGGCUAA
Populus nigra (black poplar) is the source of this 1158-nucleotide messenger RNA. RefSeq lists its product as uncharacterized. Gene Ontology annotation, cellular component: ribosome; mitochondrial small ribosomal subunit. Lineage: Eukaryota; Viridiplantae; Streptophyta; Magnoliopsida; Malpighiales; Salicaceae. The transcript has 6 exons. Gene Ontology annotation, biological process: translation. The coding region runs from base 165 to 956 and encodes 263 amino acids. The record is from RefSeq and is a predicted model, not a curated record. Gene Ontology annotation, molecular function: structural constituent of ribosome; small ribosomal subunit rRNA binding.